AUGGCUUAUGGAGAUGCAACCAAUGAAGCAUCGCUUGCUGCAGCCUUUUCCGCGGCGGAAAGCGUUGGCUUCAAACUGUUUUUCUCCUUCGACUAUGCAGGUAAUGGUGCGUGGCCGAAGGAGGUGGUAAUCUCAUAUAUCACAAAGUAUGCUGCGAGCAGUGCCUACUUCCAGCACGGCGGGCAGCCAUUUGUCUCCACCUUCGAGGGGCCCAACAAUGCCAAUGAUUGGGUGGAUAUCAAGGGUCAGACAGGUUGUUUCUUCAUCCCCGACUGGUCUUCCGUUGGAGCCAAAGCAGCGAUGGCCAAGGGUGUGGCCGACGGGCUCUUCAGCUGGGCCGCAUGGGCCUGGGGAGGCCAAGAGAUGAACACCUAUGUGGAUGCUUCCUACCGGGACUAUCUGAAAGGUCUGCCCUAUAUGAUGCCGGUCUCCCCGUGGUUCUAUACGAACCUCCCUGGCUACAACAAGAAUUGGCUAUGGCGGAGUGACAAUCUGUGGUACGAUCGCUGGCAAGAGGUCUGGUAUUUGCAACCGGAGUUUGUACAAAUCAUUUCUUGGAAUGAUUACGGAGAGUCCCACUACAUUGGGCCGGUCUACGAGAAGUCUAUGGCGGCCUUCGAUAUUGGUCGCGCACCCUUCAAUUACGUGAAGAACAUGCCGCAUGAUGGAUGGCGCGCUCUACUACCCUUCGUGAUUGAUAUGUACAAGUCAAACACGACUGUUAUUGUGAAUGAAGGACUAGUGACCUGGUUUCGACCCCAACCAAGGGCAGCGUGCAACGACGGCAAUACCACGGUCAAUACCGUUAGUCAACUCCAGAUUGAGUCUCUUCCCACCGAAGUAGUCGAAGACCAUGUCUUCUUCUCAGCCCUUCUGGGCAGGAAGGCCGACGUUUCAGUCACAGUUGGUGGGGUUGUUGUGAGUGGUGUAAAGUGGCUGCAUACACCGGAUGGGGGUGCAGGCAUGUAUCACGGCAGUGUUGCCUAUCCGAACACUGGUGAUGUGGUGGUGACCGUUUCUCGCAACGGGGAACUGGUAGCUCAGGUCUCGGGGGGCUCCAUUACCACCACCUGUACUGACGGAUACGAAAACUGGAAUGCUUGGGUUGGUAGUGAUGUCUCACCCGCGCUUGACUUGAAGAUCCCACGCCCUAUCGGUACCGAUGUGUGUGUCGAGGGUACUGGAGUGGGCAACUUUGCUGGCCUUUGCGAAUUUGCCUGCAAGUACGGAUAUUGUCCGGUGGGAGCCUGUUAUUGUACUAUGGUCGGAGAGCAAAGAACCUUGCCUAAUGCCACCGGUAUUACGGGCUAUCCAGCCACAGGAGAGGAUGCCAAUUACAGUGGACUGUGCAGCUUUACAUGCAACUAUGGAUAUUGCCCUGAAGGCGCAUGUGCUACAGUCAGCUCGCCAUUGACAAUUCCUAGCAGCUCCCCCUUCACUCCUUCCGCCUGCGUGGCCGGAGCAGGCGAAGGCAACCUCGGAGGAUUGUGUUCCUACGCCUGCAACUUUGGUUACUGUCCAAUUCAUUCAUGUACGUGUACGGCAGAAGGGGUGCUGGUCGACGCUCCGGCGGCCAACUCCAGUCUUACAGGGGUUCCGGUGUCUACUGUCGAUUACAACCAGUAUCAUGGCUUGUGCGACUUUGCGUGUAGUCGAGGGUACUGUCCGGAUGGUGCCUGUGAGUUACGGUCCACACUGGACCCUUCCACUGGUUCGACCGGACAUGACUCCUCCAGCUCGUCCUCAACGUCUAAUAUCUCUAACGACACAAUCGCUUUUGUUGGGUCAGGCGUCUGGGAAGAUCCCUACGCCGACUGCCCUUUUCCAUGCACGAUAAUUUUCCCUGACAUGAGGCUGGGAAGUCCGACAAUCAUUUACCCUCCCCCAUACACCACGACAUUGCAGGUGGAAUGGCAGGGCAGCAGUGUAACGACGCAGACCGACGGUGAGGUAUCAACCGUGACGACAACGACCCGUGUCGCGGAAUCGACUACGGUUGACAUACCACCCAUAACCGGCUGGGGAUUCUGGCCUGUGGUGGUCAACGGACCUACUGACAGUCGAAUAACCGUUCAUCCCACGCCUCGCCUGCCCCCAAGUACCGUGAUCAUCGCGGAUGACCCUAACCCUCUGGGUCAAAGCUCUGUUACGCAUGCUCCGCGGCCGCGCACAGUCAUCAUUCCACCUUACCCCUGGGAUACUAGGCCCUAUGGCAAGGACGACAGCGACGACAACCUCAUUGUUCCAAAGCCCCCGGCAAUCACCGUUGCCGAUGGUCCCGUGAGUCCCAAGUGCACAAACGACUGUGGUAAACUGUGCAGCGAUCGCUUUUGCGGCUGUACAUGGGCCUGUAGGGGAACCGGGUUCACCUACAGCGACGUUGACACCGACGACGACAACAAUAGCGGUAGCACGACCGACGACGGAGGCUCUAGUCCGGGCAAAGGGUCCGACAAUAAUAACAAUCCAGAUGAAGAUGACGAUGACGACGACGACGAUGACGGAGGAAUCGAUUUUGGAUGGGGCGGCAUCGACAUUAACGGCAACUCGCCGGACCCCAAUGCCAACAAUGAAGACUCGAAUAAG
Messenger RNA from Aspergillus uvarum CBS 121591, 2586 nucleotides. RefSeq names its product glycoside hydrolase family 71 protein. The transcript is spliced from 2 exons. Gene Ontology annotation, molecular function: glucan endo-1,3-alpha-glucosidase activity. The record is from RefSeq and is a predicted model, not a curated record. Gene Ontology annotation, biological process: mating projection tip cell wall disassembly. The annotation marks the transcript as partial. NCBI's taxonomy places the organism in Eukaryota, Fungi, Ascomycota, Eurotiomycetes, Eurotiales, Aspergillaceae.